CUAUUGAAAACACCAUCCAUUGGAACGUGCCUACCAUGAUUCAAUAACAGGUAUAAAAUACCUGUUCCAGAAAAUACUAGCCAUCUCUAUCAGGAACAAAAACACAAACAGUGCAUAAAUGAAAUGACAGUUGGAAGGAAAUCAUUAUAAACUUCAUAAGUACACAAUUGUUUAUGAAAUAAUCUAAAAAGUUAAGAGAAGGACCGGUUUUUUAUUCGAAAAGUCACGGGCUUUAGUUUGCUGCAAAUUUUAUCCCUCUUUAGCAGAUAUUUAAGUGCUUUAGAAUCAUGAAUAUUACGAAAAUAUUAAGACCUAUUCAGAAUUUGAAAUUUCCUCAGCGAUUGUUGUCUGCUGUACCAGAAACAUCAGCUGCAAAAAAUAAUGGAGGAUUUCAUUUUGAAUUAAGUUCAGAGCAAAAAGAAAUUCAACAACUCGCUCGGAAAUUUGCAAGGGAAGAAAUUUUACCAAAAGCUGCAGAGCUGGAUAAAACGGGAGAAUAUCCUUAUGAAAUUAUAAAGAAAGCUUUCGAGCUUGGACUAGUAAAUGCUACUGUUCCUCAGAAAUAUGGUGGUACUGGCUUAAGUUUGUUUGAAGGAUGUUUAGCUUCCGAAGAGCUUGCUUAUGCUUGUACUGGGGUAACAACUGCUAUUGAAGCAAAUGAGCUUGCCCAAGCUCCUCUUCUGAUUGGUGGUAGUGAGGAAUUAAAAACUGAGUAUCUGGGACGUGUCACUAAAGAGCCUUUAAUGUGUGCGUAUUGUGUGACUGAACCAGGAACUGGUUCUGAUGUUGCAAAUAUAAAAACCAGGGCAGAGAAAAAAGGUGACAAGUAUAUCCUCAAUGGACAAAAAAUGUGGAUAACCAAUGGUGGUGUUGCUAAUUGGUAUUUUGUAUUGGCUCGCACCAAUCCAGAUCCAAAAUGUUCUGCAAGCAAGGCUAUGACAGGUUUCAUUGUAGAUGCAGAUUCAAAAGGUGUUACCAAAGGUCGAAAAGAGUGGAACAUGGGUCAGAGAGCUUCCAAUACAUGUGGUGUCACAUUUGAAGAUGUUGAAGUUCCAUUAAAAAAUGUUCUGAUGACUGAAGGAGCAGGCUUCAAAAUUGCUAUGGGAGCUUUCGAUAAAACUCGACCUCCAGUUGCUGCAUCAGCCACUGGUCUAGCACAAAGAGCUUUUGAUGAAGCUACAAAGUACAGUUUUGAAAGAAAAACAUUUGGCGUGAAAAUUGCAGAGCACCAAGCAGUACAGUUUAUGCUGGCUGAAAUGGCAAUAGAUAUUGAGCUUGCUAGAAUGGCAUGGAUGCGAGCAGCCUGGCAAACAGAUCGCGGAGAACGCAACACAUACUUCGCUUCAAUUGCCAAAGCUCAUGCUGGAGAUAUUGCAAACAAAUGUGCUGCUAAUGCAGUCCAGAUAUUUGGAGGAAAUGGAUUCAACACUGAAUAUCCUGUCGAAAAAUUGAUGAGAGAUGCAAAAAUAUUUCAGAUCUAUGAAGGUACUUCACAGAUUCAAAGAGUCAUUAUUGCAAGAGAGCACUUCAAUAGGUUCAAACAAUUUAAUUCUUAAUCAGAAAGUAAUAUGAGCUUCUACAGAAAAUGAGCUUCAUAGUGGGUGAAAUUAAGAAAAAGAAUUCAGAUUAAACAUAGUUCAAGUAUUUGAUAAAGUGUAAUUUAUGAAAUAUAUUUUUUAUUUAAUGAGCUUUUUUAUAGUUUUAUUGAUAAUUUUGCAUACUUUGUAAAAAUUAUCUAUUGUACAGUGUUGUUAAUCAAUCUUAACUUUUGAUUUUUAAGCAAUAGUAGCACUUUUUUACUGAAAAUAAGCACACAUUUCAAUAUUCUAUGAAUUGUUUUGGAAAAAUAAAAGUUUUUUUCAUUGAGAAA
This is a messenger RNA of Parasteatoda tepidariorum (common house spider), 1870 nucleotides long. RefSeq names its product Medium-chain acyl-CoA dehydrogenase (gene Mcad). Gene Ontology annotation, cellular component: mitochondrion; cytoplasm. Gene Ontology annotation, molecular function: flavin adenine dinucleotide binding; medium-chain fatty acyl-CoA dehydrogenase activity. The record is from RefSeq and is a predicted model, not a curated record. Gene Ontology annotation, biological process: medium-chain fatty acid catabolic process. NCBI's taxonomy places the organism in Eukaryota, Metazoa, Arthropoda, Arachnida, Araneae, Theridiidae.